AUGUUGGAUAAAGCCAAGACCCUCCAGCCUGCCUAUGUCGGAAUUGUGCCGCUUGCAGAGACUGUGUCAAAGCAAGGGAAGAGCUGUUCAAGCACGUAUCAGGAUUCAUACCACAGCUUACGAGAAGUGCUGCAGUUGAAGCUCCAGCAGCGACGCACACGGGAGGAGCUGGUGAGCCAAGGGAUCAUGCCGCCUCUGAAAAGUCCAGCUGCAUUUCAUGAACAAAGAAGGAGUUUGGAGCGGGCCAGGACAGAGGACUAUCUGAAACGGAAAAUCCGGUCCCGGCCAGAGAGAUCAGAGCUGGUUAGGAUGCACAUUCUGGAAGAGACCUCAGCUGAACCCUCCUUGCAGGCCAAGCAGCUGAAGUUAAAGAGAGCCAGACUGGCAGAUGACCUCAAUGAGAAGAUAGCACAGAGGCCAGGUCCCAUGGAGCUGGUGGAGAAGAACAUCUUGCCUGUGGAAUCGAGCCUGAAAGAAGCCAUUAUUGUUGGACAGGUGAACUACCCAAAGGUUGCAGACAAUUCCUCCUUUGAUGAGGACAGCAGUGAUGCCCUCUCCCCAGAGCAGCCAGCCAGCCAUGAGUCCCAGGGGUCUGUCCCAUCGCCGAUGGAUUCACGGAUUUGUGAGCCUCUCCCUGGCACCACUGGCACAUCAGUAGCUCAGGGUACAUCCCAAUUGCAGAUUAAUGCAGAUGCCACUGAAACACUUUUCCUACCUGAACAGCCACCCCCACCUCUGCCACCUCCACCUCUUCUGCCCCAUAGUCUUACAAAUGGAGUGGCUCUUACUGCUGCCAAGGCCCCCCCAACACUCAUUAAGCAAAGCCAGCCCAAGUCUGCUAGUGAGAAGUCUCAGCGCAGUAAAAAAGCCAAGGAGUUGAAGCCGAAAGUCAAGAAACUUAAAUAUCAUCAGUAUAUUCCCCCGGACCAAAAGCAGGACAAGGGAGCUCCUCCCAUGGAUUCAUCCUAUGCCAAAAUACUGCAGCAACAGCAGCUCUUUCUCCAGCUUCAGAUCCUCAACCAGCAGCAGCAGCACUACAACUAUCAGACCAUCCUGCCAGCCCCACCAAAGCCUCCAGGAGAGCAGCAGAGUGGUGCCAGUGCCCCUGCUGUGCGCAAUCUCUCUGCCACAGUCAGCAACACAUCUUCAGUAUCCUCUGGUUCCAGUGGGCUGAUGCGGCAGAACAGUAAUGCUGCAGUCGGCAAGCCUGGCCCUCUCCCUGCCAACCUGGAUGAGAUGAAGGUAGCAGAGCUGAAGCAAGAGCUGAAGUUGAGGGCCUUGCCUGUCUCGGGCACAAAGACAGACCUGAUAGAGCGUCUCAGAGCUUACCAAGAGCAGAAUGGUGCAGCCAGCCAAACAGCCCCCACUCCCAAGCCCAGCACAGCAGCUGUCCUCCCAAAAGCUGCCGAAGUGGUAGUAGCUUUCCCAGCUGCCAGGCUGAGCACAGGGCAAGCUCUGGUCACCACUGGCAUUGCACCAGCAGAAGUAGUAGUGGCCACAGUCACCGGCAGCAGUGUGAUGAAGUUUGGCAGUACAGGUUCAACUCCUCCUGUUUCUCCAACUCCUUCUGAGCGCUCACAAAUGAGCACAGGGGAUGAGAACUCAGCCACUGGAGAUACCUUUGGAGAGAUGGUGACUUCCCCCCUGACUCAGCUCACCUUGCAGGCAUCUCCAGUGCAGUUUCUGGUGAAGGAGGAAAGCUCCAAGUCUGCCUCCUGCAGCAUAAAUGCGACGCCCAGGUCGGAGUGGUGUAGCACGGGUAACAGCAGAGAUGCAGAAGUUAGGGACAAGGACCAGAUGCUGCAGGAGAAGGACAAGCAGAUCGAGGAACUCACCCGCAUGCUGAAGCAGAAGCAGCAGCUGGUUGAGAUGCUUAGGCUACAGCUAGAGCAGGAGAAGCGCUCUCAGCAGUCACUAUCGGCCCCGCCGGCUGCGGCAGACGGAACAGCCAUUGCCCCCAGCCCAGCAUUUGACACCCAGGUCAAGAGUGAAAACGGUUUCCCGAGUUGCCAGUCUGCAAAGCAAUCCAGUGGCCAAACAGACCAAUUCAGCCCUGCACCAACCACUAGCCAAAUGGACACUUCGAAUGCAAGCCCGGUGCCAAAGAAAGCCGUGAUGGUGAAGCAGGAGGUGCCAGCCGCGGAAGCAGAGCCGCCGUGCCAGUCCCACAGCCCGCGGCUCAUCCUUGGCCAGCAAGGGAGUGCCCUGAGCGACCUCAUCAAGGGCACCCCUCCCCCCACCCUCAUUACUGACUCCACAGGGACCCACAUCGUCCUCACCGUGACCAAGCAGAGCGCCGAGAGGCAGGGCCUCUCACCCCAUGGGAAGGCAGGGAGUAACUGCCCGGCCUUGCAGAGAGUACAGUCAUCGCCCUCUAAAGCUUCCAGCCAAUCACCGCCUCAGCUACCUACAAGCAGCCCUCCACAGCCCACGCAGCAGCAGAAGCAGCAGCAGCAGCCCACACAGCAGCAGACCCUGCAGCAGACCCUGCAGCAGCAGCCCAGAGGACUAAACCAAUCUGUCAGGAAGCCCUCAUCGCAGCCUGGCUCUCCCGCUGCCCAUUCGCCAUCCCAGAUGGACCUGGAGCGACAACACCACACAACACUCUUUGGAAGUCCUCCACCUCCUCUCCCUGUUCCCUCAGCCCCAAUGAAAGAGCCACCAGGCUAUGAAGAGGCCAUGAAGCAACAGCCAAAGGCCCAGGAGAAUGGCUGCUCCAGCCAGCAGAUGGAUGACUUGUUUGACAUUCUCAUCCAAAGUGGAGAGAUUUCUGCUGACUUCAAGGAUCAGUCGUCCCCAGCUGGGAAAGAGCCCCCCGUGGCCCCGGUCUGCUCCCCACCGCCCAGCAGCCACCCUUCCUCAGAGCUGGUGCCGGUGUCCUUGGGGCAGCCUGUGCCCGUGGGCCGGCUGGAGGACUUCCUGGAGAGCAGCACUGGCCUCCCGCUGCUGACGGCAGGCCACGACGGGCCGGAGCCUCUGUCCCUGAUCGAUGACCUCCACAGUGAGAUGCUGAGCAGCUCGGCCAUCCUGGACCACCCGCCUUCACCUAUGGACACCUCCGAAUUGCACUUUGCUCAUGAGCCGUCUGGGGGCAUAGCCCUGGAUCUGGCUGAGGCUAACCUGGACAGCAUGGACUGGCUGGAGCUGCCAGGGGGGCCUGUCAUGAGCCUGGCUCCCCUUAGCACUGCGGCUCCCAGCCUCUUUUCCACAGACUUCCUUGAUGGACACGAUCUGCAGCUGCACUGGGAUUCUUGCUUGUAACUCUCUGA
This is a messenger RNA of Indicator indicator, 3269 nucleotides long. It is a transcript of the gene MRTFA, whose product is annotated as myocardin related transcription factor A. Bases 1 to 3261 code for a protein of 1086 amino acids. The record is from RefSeq and is a predicted model, not a curated record. NCBI's taxonomy places the organism in Eukaryota, Metazoa, Chordata, Aves, Piciformes, Indicatoridae. Gene Ontology annotation, biological process: smooth muscle cell differentiation. The transcript has 14 exons.